This is a messenger RNA of Paramecium octaurelia, 1153 nucleotides long. The record is from the annotation of a GenBank genome assembly. NCBI's taxonomy places the organism in Eukaryota, Ciliophora, Oligohymenophorea, Peniculida, Parameciidae.
AUUCUAAAGAUGGAAUACAUAAAAUUCCUUAAUCAGAAUAGUGCCAAACUCAAUAGAACAAUGUCAGUUUCGAUACUAAUAUUAUGAGAACUUAUAGCUUAAGUAAUCCAAAAGGGUACUAUGAAAGAUGGAAUAGUCACACUCAAGUAGAAGUCGUUAAGAAGGAAUGCAACUUAACAAACCCUUUGAUUUAGAAUUAAGUAAGAACUCUAAUUUGACUCAAUAGCAAGUAGAAUCUGAGUUCUAAAUUAAUGUUGAUAAUAUCUUACAAUUUAAUCAGAAUUGUAUUAAAUCAUUAAAUAUUCUAGUGAAUGGUUCUGAACUCAUCGAAUUCAAUAGAGAUAUUAAAUCUAAUUCUGAAAUUGCGUAAAAAGACGAUGAUCAAUUAUAUUGUAAAUAUGACAGGAAUUACGAAUCUCAUAAUACAGACUUAAUUGUUUUGGCAACUCCACCCUAAAAAAAUAAGCUCAAAGCAGUUGGAAACAUGUUUUUGGGACUUUGGAGAUUAUAAUAAAACGUAGUUGAACCUAUCACAUCCACAGUAAUAUAGAACUAAAUACAAUUAGGAAUAAUUUUAUGAUAAUUUUGGAUCUACUCAGCGUAAUUAUAAUACAAAAAAUGCUUAUAAACAGGUACAUCCAGCUACGGAUUCUCAGGAUAUGCGAUUGAUGGACCUUUUCAAUUAAUUCAAAUUGGUAUGCCUCUUCACAUAAUAUUCAAUGUCAGGUUCAAAUGAAGACAUUUAAAAUAUGAUAAAGAUACUACAAAGAGAUCCCAAACGGUAUUGAUCCAUAUUAUUCCCAGUAAUCUGACAAAUCCCCAGGAUCCGAAUCACAUUAUAAACUCCCUCAAUCAAUAUGGACAAAAUGCCCUUUACAUUGCAUCUAAGAAUGGGAAUGCUCAAGUAAUAAAGUUUCUGCUGUCUCUUGAAUGCAAUACUCAUAUCAGAAGUCGCAUCUUCGAGGAUCUCACUGAAAGCCCAUUAGAGGUUUCAUCGAGGUGGCAUCAUCUGGAAUGUGUGAGAUUGUUGUUGGCUGCUGACAGAUACAGUAACACAGAAUUGAGAUCAGCAACGAAGGCAACUUAAAAUUAAGAAAUAAUCAAUAUGUUGAAACGAAAUAUGAGUUCCUCUCUUUUCUCUUGUUGUUUGUGA